UCAAUAUAUUUCUAACCAUUCAGUUUCCCAAAAUGUCGCUUUUUAAAAUACGAACAUUUUGGAGUGUUCACUGUGAAGAAGAUUCAUUUGAUCAAAAUAGUUUGUUAGUAACGAAACUUAAUCAUGACUCUGAUUUUCUAAUAGUUGGGAGUCACAGUGGGAUUUUAAAAGUUUUUAAACCUUCAUGUGAGACAAAUUUUAAAGAAUAUUCCCCUUCAGAUUUAUUGAUAGAAACAAUUUUAAAAGAUCCAAUCCUCCAAUUAAGCUCUGGCCGGUUAUUAUCAGGUUCGACUAAAGUCCAGUUAGCAGUCUUACAACCCAAAUCACUAAACGUUUAUGAUCUAAUUGCAAAAGAGGGGGCAACGGAGCACGGCGUUCAAAAUAUUCUUGAGCCACUAUACGUCCAUAAAUUGCAAAAGUUGGCUUUUAAUUUAUGUGUAGGUCCUUUUGGAGGCGUUAAAAACCGCGAUUUUAUUUGUGUACAAUCGCUAGACGGAUUAUUAACGUUUUUUGAACAAGAAAGUCUCGCGUUUUGCUGUUUUCUACCCGAUGUUUUACUCCCAGGACCUUUAAUUUUUGUUAAAUCCUCCGAUAGUUUUGUUACGUCCAACUCAAAUUGGCACAUAAUCAGCUUUAGAUAUAAAGUAUUGUCUGAGGCCGGUCAAAAUUCCAUAGAGGGCCCAAAUGUGGGUAAAGUCUGCAGUGACUGGACGUUUAAUCUCGGGGAAGGAAUCAUAAGCCUAGAUGUGGUCCAAGACUCCACUUCCAGAGAAACCUACAUUAUGGUGUUGGGUGAAAGAAGCAUUUUCUGUCUAAGUGACAGUGGAAAAUUGAAAUACAUGAAACGGCUCGAGUUUUCCCCACUCAAUUUUAUCAACUACUUCCUUAACGACAGGAUUAUCUCACUUGUUGUUUCCGAGACAAAUAAUUUACUGAUUUACCAGAAUACUUCUUUGAAGUGGUGCUCACAGUUGUCCGUUUCUCCUAUUUCUUUCAAUCGUGGUCUUGUUUGCAAUACUGAUGGUGUCUUAGUGUUACUACUAGAGGAAGGAACUCUAUCGUGUUCAUAUCUGGGCACAGAACCGAGCUUAUUUGUGGCACCUCCUUUAGCCGUUCAAGAUUUGGACUUCGAAAAAGCCGGUCAAGAAUUGACCAAACUACACAAAAUUGUUAAAAAUACAUAUUCGAACGAUAUAAAAGUAACCAACGCCACAACCGAACGCGAACUUGUCCUAAAUGUCUCAGUGAGUCCACAUUUAGAAGACUCUACACUCGAAAACGCCAUAAAUAACAAAACUUGUCCCAUUUUAAUAGAUAUCAUCCCUCAGACUUUAUUCGAAGAAGUCCAAGUGACGGUUUUCGUAGAAUACCCGCUGAAAGUUUGUCCCCAGACUGAGUUUUUCACUAAUUUAUCUGAAAAAACCACAAUGAGUUGCCGUGUUUUCAUGGAGAAACCUGAAGAGGUUUCACAUUUAAACGUGCAAGUUGUGGCUUCAUUUAUAUCGAGUUUGGGAGUUCCGAGGAGUGUGAUGAGAUGUGCGACGUUGCCUUUAAACUUAGCAGUUGAGACAUGUCCGCCCUGUAAAGAUAGCGAGUGCAAAGUGACUUUAAAUAUUAAUCAGACUCCCGUGGGUUUAUCUGUUCUUUUCCCAGAAUACACGUUUUCCUCGAACAAUAACGCAAUUGCGUUUAAAAAUAAAGCAGCAAACGGGAAAGUUGUAACAAUAUUGUUGGCAAAAUCGUCUGAAAGAUACAGACUUCAGUCGGACUCCUUCGCAUCGUUGAAUCUUUUAGUGGAAGAAAUGGUGAAUCGGCUUAGGAAACACUAUGCCAACAUUGGCGAUUUUGCAAUUACUUCUGGUUCUUUUCCGCAAACUAGUGUUAUACUUGAUUAUGUUAGAGCCCAUUUUAAUUCACAACAGAAAUUCGUUUCGUUACAGAACCAGAUUAUUCAGCUCAGUGCCCAGUUGAGAUUAAUCCAGAAACGCCUAAUUGCAAAGUUUAAAAUAAAAAACCCGACAUCACUGGCCAAUUUGGAGUUACUUCUCGGAGACACUUAUUCCGAAAUUAUGAAACUGACCGAAGAGUUUGAAGAAGAGAAGAAUAAUUUAGUUAAAAGAAGAAAUGAAUUAUCUUCGAUUUUACACCUUGUAAUUAAUAUUAUCAAAUUAAUGGACGUUAAUAUGAAAGUGAGACAGUUGAUUGAAUCUGCUUUUAGCCCUGUUAUCUAUGACAUUGAUGGACAAAGUUGGGAAGACAUCACUGACGCAUCUUUAUCGUAUUUAUUGCGCACAGUUCUGGCGAAAUCUGAGAAAGAUAAAUUACGAACUGCUCAUGCAAAUUUGGAAGAAAUCAGGGAUGUUUCAAAAAUUGAGAAACAUUUAACUCUGAUCCUUGAAAGAAUUUCAAAAGGAAUUUUACUAGAAUCUUCUAGUUUGCUCGAUGAAGUGGAAGAAGAAAAUGGAAACAAAGAAGACAAUAAUGUGACGGAAAGUUUGCCGAUUGGGUCUCAAAUUGGCGAAUCCAGUUCUCAACUGCUUUUAGCAAGGAGAGGUCUUCUCACGAAAAAGUCACAAUGAAAUAUUACAGUUGUAGCAGUAAAAAUGUGUAUGUAUACCUUCGGGUGUAAAAUUUCUCUCGACAUACCCACCUAUUGUUAAAUAAAACUUUCAGUUUUCUGAUUGUACAGCACAGUCUCACUUUCUAAUGUACGUGUAAACAGUGCCAUUUCAUUUAUGAAAAGUAUUAUUGUAAGUAGGUAGCUUGAGAUAGAAACGUACACAGCGAAUGGAAAGAAAUUAACAAAAUAAUUUUUGGUAAAAUCGCAAGUAAUUUUUAGCGAUAUUUUCAUUUUAAAGAUCAUAAUAAUUCAUAUCUUAUUUGUAAAAGAUUUUUUUUUAAAUAGGUUUUUUUCGUAUUUAUAAUUAUAGUGG
This is a messenger RNA of Tribolium madens (black flour beetle), 2933 nucleotides long. RefSeq names its product protein PTHB1 (gene BBS9). Gene Ontology annotation, cellular component: membrane; BBSome. Gene Ontology annotation, biological process: cilium assembly. The record is from RefSeq and is a predicted model, not a curated record. The transcript has 10 exons. Lineage: Eukaryota; Metazoa; Arthropoda; Insecta; Coleoptera; Tenebrionidae. The coding region runs from base 33 to 2579 and encodes 848 amino acids.